Venturia canescens is the source of this 5479-nucleotide messenger RNA. Its product is annotated as serine/threonine-protein kinase 11-interacting protein. The coding region runs from base 536 to 4318 and encodes 1260 amino acids. Gene Ontology annotation, molecular function: protein binding. The record is from RefSeq and is a predicted model, not a curated record. Gene Ontology annotation, cellular component: cytoplasm. Lineage: Eukaryota; Metazoa; Arthropoda; Insecta; Hymenoptera; Ichneumonidae. The transcript has 17 exons.
UGUUUUGUUUCUUUGUGAUGCAAUCUGAUUUCGUUGCAGCUUGGGAUCUUUCUGAGGCGUUCAGAUUCUAAUGAUCUGUCAUUCUCAAAUGAUCGCGAUAGCAGAGAUAGCAACGUGAAUGUGCAUUUAUCCUGUUAAAUGUGGAACACUCAAAUAAUGAGAUCAACAACAGUUGUUUUAAAAUGUUAGAACUAUAUAUUAAAUGGAGCUUCGUAGUGUAUGAAUGACGUGUUUUCAUUUCAUUUGUGUUAAAAUUAAUAGACUUAUAUAAUAACAAUACAGAAAGUAUCUACAUCGCGUUAUUGUGACAGUGAAUAUUUCGGUAACUUUCCUGAUUAAUGCAAAAAUAUAUAGCGAACAUAGUGACGGAAAAAAAUGGUAUAUUCGUUGAUUGUCUGCCCUGCACAAGGUCACGUCAGCACGAUGUAUUUUUAAUUUUGCUGCGGAAAAGAAGAAAUUCUCAAAGUCAAGAAUGACGUUUAACGACGGUUAACACUGAAUCAGCUGCUCGAACGGAUAGAACACAAAUUGGUCAAUGGCGACCUCAAAUAAUCCCAAUGGGAUGGCAGGCAUGGAAGAGAUCCUAGAGCUGGCUAGAUUAUUACGAAAAAAUGGUGAUACUGUUCUUAGUGGAGCAAGCAAAUUAUCUCUUUCCACCAAACUGCUACACAAUCUCAAUGAUGCAUUUUCAAUCAUUGUCGAUGACAAGCAAGAAAUUGAUAGUUCGUUCCAAGUCUGCAACAGCUCUAAAAAUGAUGUUUUUAGAAAUAUCAAAUUCCUUCAUGAUUUUGUACAGAAGACAAUUUGGUUGAAAGUUUCUCACAACUGCAAUGAUCCACGGAUCCCUGUGGAUAUAUCAAAAUUUCGUCAGUUGAGAUUUUUGGAGCUUCGUAAAGUUUGUAUCGAUCUAGUCAGUGGAAUUCAAGGAGUAAGAGGACAAUUAGAAAGUAUUUCUUGUACUGGAGGAGGAGGUGUGGGCACUGUUGGAAGAUUGCUGGCUUCUUGUGGUCGUGAUGCUGGAGUUGGCUUUGUCUGGGCUUCUAUGAAACGUUUAGCAUUACCAUACAAUGGACUUGGGAGACUGGAUAAAUCUUUGGAACUCGCGCCAUGGCUCCAAACCUUAGAUUUGAGUCAUAAUCUUAUUAUUUCGACCAGCGAACUGGAUUGUCUCCCAAGUUUGAAAUAUGUUAAUCUUGGGUAUAAUAAACUGGAGGCAGCUCCUACCUUGAACAAGGCUACAUAUCAUACUUUGCAAAUUCUAGUAUUGAGAAAUAAUUAUAUUGAAAAUUUGAACGGCUUACAAGGUUUGGAUUGUUUGGCGGAGCUCGAUUUGUCAUAUAAUUGUCUCGACGAUCAUUCAGUUCUGUGGCCAUUGGAAACUAUGUCAGCUUUAUUAUGGGUUGCUCUUGAAGGAAAUCCUCUCGCCUACUACAAAAAACAUAGAUUGCUCACAAUCAAACAUCUUCAUUCGGCCUUAUCUGAAAGUAAACUUAUCACGUCACAUCAGUUUGUUUUAGAUCACGAGCCAUUAAGUAAAACAGAGAAAAUGUUGGUCUCGCACAACCGGACGUUCAUGAUCAGGUCUGCACCAUCGCCAUCAAAAGAUGAUCAGGCCUCGAUGACCAGUUCUAUUAUGUCCAACGUGACAUUACCAUCGGUAGAAAAUACAUAUCACAAUGAUCUAUUAAUCACUCAAAGAUCUGAUUUGAUGGAGGGUAAUGAAAGAAUGGCAACGCGCAAUAGAAAAAAGAAAUAUGUCUGUGAAGCGAUUAUAACGGAUGAGGAUACCAAGGAAAAUACGACAGAUAUGUCGUCGAGUAUUGCUUCUUCGCUCCUGGAAACUUCGGCUGAUCAUUUGGAAACAAAAAAACAAAUUCUCGCUUUGAGAGCUAAAUUCGGCGACGAGAAAUGGUUGGUCAGUGAUGCGGGUUCCUUUGUCCAAGAUAUAAUGGGUCUUGAAAGAUCCGUCGUUCCUACAUUACAAAUUGCAUCUGGUUUGGAUCCAUCAUUGCACUCAGUUGUUACGACCGUUAGUACAAAAUAUUCAACCAAUUUUUCAACUGAUUCUGCGGUUUGGAGUAACGAGUCAUCGAGCGAUGACGUUGCAACUGAGUCGGCGGUUCUCAAAGGCGAUGAAGUUGAGCGCGAAGAGAACGAUAUCAUUGUUGACGAAUCAGAGGGUGACAAAACUAUCAAUAUUAAAGACCAAAUAGAGUCUCUAAAAGUCACUGAACCGCUCUAUGACCCGGGGGAAGAGACGGGAGAAUUAUAUUUGGUCCAGCAAAAAUCGAACAGCGAAGAGAUGCAAACAUUUUUCUUAGUCAUAACACCGGAAGAAAUUAAAGAAAUCGAUUGGAUCACUGGACGCUUGAGAUACAGGUGGUCAACUGACACUGUAUUGUCGUGUGUCAUGGGACGUGGCGAGACUCCAACAAUUGAUUUUAUAUUCGAUACUACGCGAAAGGAUCGACAAAAUCGAACCUACUUCGUCGAGAAAGAAGACGCUCCGAAAAUCGUUAAAACUGUGGGUGACUUGAUAAAAGUUCGUCCCAUAUUACUGAAAGUUUUCAAAUGCAUGAAAUGUUCGACGCAUUUUUCACAAGACCCGGAUUACGUGACUGGAGUGACAACAACUACAAUAUCCAGUAUAAAACCCCCGAAAUGUCCAACUUGUAGGAGUACGUUAGUAAUACAAACCGAUGAACUCUUGACUCCAGACGUCGAAGAUGCAAAAAAAGAUUUUGAAAAAUCGCCUUCGAAAAGUCACACUGAUGAAAAUACUGUUCAAGGAAAUUUACAGCAUUCCGGAUCGCAUUCUAGCAUCGGUGGAACAGAGGGCGGACCUAUGCUCGUCACCACUUCUUUGGUGCAAUACGACUCUCGCCCCCAAGCUCAAGUCAGCUGUUCAGCAACGAGUCUUGAGGAAUCACGUGAAUCAACGCCCUCGGCGAGUACAGUCACAAAACGUUAUGAGAGUGAUAUUGAGAUAUUGAGUAAUCCAAGUCAAAGUAGUAUCGAGGUAUUGGACGAUGGAACAAAAGCGAGUUCGACGCCGAAUAGAAAACGAUCGUCGGAAGAGAGACGCGUUGCGAUUGCUCCCACCCUCUUAACAAUUCCAGACACAGCUCCUGUUAUGACGGGCUUAACAGAAAGUAGCUCUUCAGGAUCAUUGACUGACAGUAUUUGUACGGCUUACGAGAAUAAAGCCUUGAGGACACCCGGAAUAGCGAGCAAACGGAACGAUAAAAAAAUGUUAUCUGGCUGUGAAACCCCAACAAAUUCUGAACCAUCAAAAAUCGCUACAUCGACAACACCUGUAGGAAAUCUGACUUCGAUGCUCGGAGGAUUGCUUCAGAGCAUGAAAAUUGUUACGCCCAAAAGUACUCCGACCAAGCCCGAGGAAGCAACGGAUUUUUUAGAAACCGAUAUAGAAUAUUCGUAUGAUGACUUUGGAAGUGUCGAUCACAGAAUAAAAUUGCAUCUGGUAUUGAACGUUUUCGAACAGGAGAACGAAAAAUUCCGCAUGCUUUUGAGGGCUCAAAUGAUCAUGCAAGAUUCGACAGAACCUUUCCAAGGAUGUCUUGUUUUGUCAAACUGCAAAGUGUACGUGCUCAAGAUAAUCGGUCCAGAGAGUGGUGAUCCUCAGCGCUGGUUGAGCAAGGAAAUGAGUUGGACGCACGACAAAUUGCGAUGUAUUGCUCCCUUACCCUUCAAACAAGGUGUGCUAGUGGAGUUAGUAAAACGCAAUGUACCCAAAGAAGAUCCAAUCGAAAUAGAUAUCGUAUGCAUACUUCAAGAUUUCAAAAGAACUUCGAACCUUCUCUACUACCUAACGGACUUAGGUCUACCUUUCCAGUGUCAAUUGGAUUCGACAGCACCAUCUCACUACAAAAGAGUUUUACUGGAUUCGAUGGAUUUGUCUUCGAACUGGAAAUCCUGGGAGGAAAUAAGAAUUUUAGCUUUUUUCACACUAGCCUCGUUCACACAAAAUGAUGAUAAAAUGAAAUUGAAAAGCGGCGGCUUAAUCGUUACAGAUUCGGCGAUUUUACUCACAGGCGAAAAGGUCCAAUGGCUUUUGCCGAUAAGCGAAGAAAAGCCACAGAUUAUCGCGGAACACGCCAUAAGCAACUUGAUUGAAGUGGGACACCGUCGUUGUCUCCUCGAUUUGAGUUUUAUCGAUGAAGUUGGUGGAGUUGAGGAUAUAUGGAGGCUCGUAUUUGUAUCAUCGGAUGCUGCCAAAGCUGUAAUCAAUGCGAUCGAGGCACCUUGGGAAAAGUUGUUUUCGGUGCCAUUACAAGUUACAAACAAAGCGUUGUGAGAGUCAAAAGAAGAAGAGGAAAGGUCGCAUGAUUCUACUCAGAAAGAUAAAAUAGUGCAAUCUACAAUGCAAAAGGAGAGUCAUUAAUCUACAAUUGGAUGUCAAUUUAAAGAAAAAAAAAUCCACUAACGUUCAAUUUUCUUUAACAUUUGCAUAUUAAUUUUCAAACGGAAUUAUCAAUAAUCGAUCAACAUGUCGAGACAAAGACAAAACGAAUAUUCAAGUAACAAUCAAUCGUAUGAGAGUCCUAAACCGUGCUAUGUAUAUUGAAACAAAAUAUUUAUAUAUAAACAAAUAUCACGUUAUCACUUGAUAAAUAUAUUUUAACAUAAAAUCAAUAAGUUUGUACAACGACUCAAUGAAUUUUUAGUACAGCAUAUUCGACGAUGCUCUAUAUGUAAAAAAAAAUCUCUUUUCUAACCAUAUUAAUGCUUCUUCGCAUUUUGACUUCGUAAUUCGUAUUUGAAAAUAGAUUUCAGGCUGUCGGACUUGUAAAUAAAUGUCCCCAAUAAUGUAUAUCACAACGUCAAAUCUCAGUUCUAAGUAUUUUACAAUAUUUAAAUUAGAACGAUGAGGAGACGAAAAAGAUGUUUUCUUGUGUAAUCGUAGGUCUGUUAUUCGUCGAUACUUAUUGUUAAUAGAGAGGAUAGAAUGUACAGCCAUGUGAUUUGUUAACUUUUGCAUAUAAAAAUGAUGAAUUUUAUAAUACUGCAAAACGUUAUAUUUUCUCUCUUUAUCUCCGGAUCUGUCGUAACGAGUAGGCGCAAUGCGAAUUGUAUAAAAUUAUUUGCUAUUGUAUGAUCGAAGGAAAAACGAAUGUUUCAUUAUAGCGUUAUACAUGAAUUGAUAACUGUUGCAGCUGAGUGAGCUUUUGUAUAUUGGAACAAUAAUUAUCGUUGAUCGUGCAGCCUUAUGUAAGAGAAAUACAUUUUUUCUAUGGACCGUCAAACGUCGCGUAUUCGAUAAACUUGCUGGUUUACCAGCAAGUUUAGCACCUGUUGGAUCGUUGCAAUUUUCGAUCACUUUAUAUAGCGACAACGACGGAGCCAGUUGCGUUUGAAACCUGGUCGUGCAUAUGUGACACGCACAUCCAAUUAUUCAUUUGUAUGAAAACGGAAAAAGGAAUAAUAAUAAAAGAAAAAGAAUCGUUUUGCAAUUUUA